Molecule: messenger RNA, 4770 nt
Organism: Lytechinus variegatus (green sea urchin)
Lineage: Eukaryota; Metazoa; Echinodermata; Echinoidea; Temnopleuroida; Toxopneustidae
Gene: gmppb
Product: mannose-1-phosphate guanyltransferase beta-like
Exons: 10
Coding region: 113-1195 (360 amino acids)
Biological process (GO): cell wall mannoprotein biosynthetic process; GDP-mannose biosynthetic process
Cellular component (GO): cytoplasm
Molecular function (GO): mannose-1-phosphate guanylyltransferase (GTP) activity; GTP binding
Source: RefSeq, a predicted model, not a curated record
UUUUGAUAAAAUCUUUGCGUGAUCGAUAUCGAUCGCGUUGAAGUUGUCCACGUCGUCAAGUCAAGAACAGCAGAAGGAUUUUUGUCUGAGCCCUGUGUCUAAGUUCUCAAAAAUGAAGGCCUUAAUUCUUGUAGGAGGGUAUGGUACGAGGCUGCGGCCGCUGACUCUUAGUCGACCAAAGCCACUUGUAGAGUUCUGCAAUAAGCCAAUGUUACUGCAUCAGGUGGAAGCAUUAGCAGAGGUUGGUGUAAAGGAAGUUGUCUUAGCAGUCAGCUACAGGGCAGAGAUGUUGGAGAAAGAGCUCAAAGCACAAGAAGAAAGACUUGGAAUAAAAAUUACCAUGUCGCAUGAGAAAGAGCCCCUUGGAACAGCUGGUCCUUUGGCUUUGGCAAGAGAUAUAUUGAAAGAAGACAAUGAACCGUUCUUUGUGUUGAACAGUGACAUCAGCUGUGAGUUUCCUUUCCGUCAGCUCAUUGAUUUCCACAAAGGUCAUGGCAAGGAGGGAACUAUUGUGGUCACCAAAGUCGAGGAACCUUCGAAAUAUGGUGUAGUAGUUUACAACAGCACCGAUGGACAGAUCGAGCGAUUCGUAGAAAAACCUCAAGUAUUCGUCUCAAAUAAGAUCAAUGCCGGUCUCUACAUGUUCAAUGCUGGUAUACUAGAUAGAAUACAGUUGACACCGACAUCAAUAGAAAAAGAAGUCUUCCCAUAUAUGGCCACUGAUGGGCAACUUUAUGCAAUGGAACUUCCAGGAUUCUGGAUGGAUGUUGGUCAGCCCAAAGACUUCCUGAUUGGCAUGUGCCUUUAUCUCACUUCAGUGAGGCAAAAGAAUCCCGAAAGGUUAUACUCUGGUCCUGGUGUGGUUGGAAAUGUUCUUGUGGACCCCUCUGCAGCGAUUGGUCAGAACUGCAGAAUAGGACCCAAUGUAGUUAUAGGCCCCGGUGUAACGGUGGAAGAUGGGGCAUGCAUCAAACGAAGUACAAUCCUCAGAGACACGACCAUCAAGUCCCAUUCAUGGAUUCAUUCAUCAAUCGUAGGAUGGAAGUGCCAAAUAGGACAAUGGGUUCGUAUGGAGAAUGUAUCAGUGCUGGGGGAAGAUGUAAUGGUCAAAGAUGAGCUCUAUAUCAACGGAGGACGUAUACUACCUCAUAAAUCCAUAGGAGCAUCAGUAUCGGAUCCUCAGAUCAUCAUGUAAUCUAUUCCAUCAUGUGCAACAUUCAUGCAAAUUUUGAAUAUAAGCAUCAGCAGAAUACAGAAAAAUAAAAUCCAGUAUGAAUGAGGUAAUAUUAAUAGCCCAUACUUUCAAAAGAGGUUUUGAUAGUACGAUGGUACAGAUCCAUGGACUUUGCAGGUUCUUUGUACAUAAUUACGCUUAUCAAACAGUCCAAAUAUUAAAUGUGCACUUUUGGCAGUGGUGCUACAUUCAUGUUUGAAUGAAGCACGAGAAUACAAGAAAUCUGGAUGAUAAAUGUUUUUUUAAACCUCUUUUGAGACUGGGUUAAUGUUUUUAUAUGUACAUGUUCAUUACAUUAAAGAAAUAAUGGAAUGGGACCAAAGCAUGAUUUAAAAGCUCAUCUUUUAAAUCUCUAGACAAAUUUAUGAGUAUAAUAUUUAUAUUAGUUCACUUGGAAUUGAAUAUUGCUGUUAAUGAAUCACCUAUCAGGAAUACUACAGUGUUGGCUUGAAUUUCAUUACUUCAGGGCUCUGUUUAAAAAAAAAGAUGUAUGAUGCGAUGACGAUAACUCUUACUUUGAUGGCAACUAUAUCAUAGCGUUAUUGCUCAAGAGAUAUCAUGCAGUGGGGUCUGGAGCUCCAUAUACAUUAAAAGGUUGUUGAAAUAUAAAAAGAAAAACACUGUUAAAGUAUAGUUGUUGUUUUUUAAUCUAAAUUGGAUUUUUGAGAAAAAUAUCUUUCCUCAAUCCUCACUUUGUAUCCAUAGUACUUAAAAGGAGCUUUGCAUUCUGAUAUUCACAGUCCUGCCAAUUUGACUACGCAUUUUCAAAUGGUCUUUGUUUUCUUUUUGAGAAAUAUUGUGCUUUAAUAGUGCAAAUCAUUUUGCCAAAUAUUCAACUUGAAGUGUUGGCAUCAUGAUGGAGGGAAAUAAACUGUAUAAUACAAGGUAUUGGGGGUAAUAUUGUUUAUUCUGACCUAUGUUCUGAAGUGCCAUGUUGUUAUUAUACAUGUAAUAUGUAUUCAUGAUACAUGGGAAGCUCUGUGAUGAUAUGAUUUAUCAGUUUAAGGCAAUCUUGUGUUAUAAGGAUUAUUAUCCGUUAGGAUCGAUAAACAACGAAUAUGUAGAAUAAUGAUGAAUGUGCCUUAUGUAUCAUUGUUCUUUUUUUCACAUUGCAGUUAAGUUGUUUUAUUUUAAUACUUUUGAAAAAUACUUUGAAAAAUAUUAUGAUUUGCACAUUGCGUGGUAUAUCAUAUUUUAAUAACCACCCAUUAGUCUGAACUCGUGUUCAAACACCAUGAUCUAUUAAAGUCUGUGCUAAAAUAAUAUGGUUUGCCAAAAGUAUCAGAAAUUUUUUCAAAUUUCUGUUUACUGUGCUAUUGUUUUCAUCCCUUUAUGGUCAAAAUUAUUGCAGUUGUGAUUUCCAGACAAGGGUGUUUCAUCAAAGUUGUCAACACUGACUAAAUGGUCAGUGCUGACAAUUUCAGUGAAAUCCUUGGUUUUGAUUGGCUAAGAAGCACUGGCCUCUGACUGUUGCUAUGGUAACUGUUGGAGAAAGACAACUUGUCAGUGCUGACAACUUUCAAGAAACAGACUCCAGUAUACAGGAAACAUGAACAAAGGCUGAUGUGCAAGCCUUACACAAAUUUCAAUUUGCAUGGCCAAAAAGUAUGGAUUGUAAAGCUAGUGAACUUUUAUCACCUUUGACGUAUAAUAUGUUGACUCUUAGAAAAUGUGGUAUAUGCCAACUAGCUGUGGUAUGUACUUGAAUGAUUAUACUAACUUGUCUUUCCUAUGUAUUAAGAUAUACAUUUGUUUAUAUUGAAAAAUGAAUGAAUUUGAUUUCAUUAGGAGUUCAAUUCAAAUGUUCAAGAAUUGAAUUAAACUAUGUGUUGAACAUGAUAUUGUUCAGCUUCACGAUGUAAACAUAUUUUGUGUUCAUAUAAAAUGAAGCCAAGAAUACGAUAGACUAUAGUUUGGAUUACAUGUACAUGUAGUUCUUAAUGAAUAGCAAAAAAAAUUCCAGUUCUGUGUUGGUUGCAUUUCACUGUUGUGUUCACUGUGAAUGUGAACUACCCAUACAGUACAUCAUGUGCUCACAUAUUUCUGAAUAUUAUAGUUUGACGUCUUGUUUUCAACAUUCGCUUCUUUUGUGAUCUGCUCCAGUUCACUCAGAGAACCAACAUUUUUAAUUUGUGUAAUGAUAUCCAUUCAGUGGUGCCAUAAAAAAAAUGAUUGUAAUUCAGCAGCCUUUGUACUGCAUAAAACAAAAUUUUAUAUUUAAUAUUGCUGAACGUACACCGUGGCUGAUGAAAAUGUUAAUAGAAAAUAAUAGAAUUUUAGAGAGUAUAAUAUGUAAAUUUAUGAAAAAUGUAGUUGUCUAGAAAUAUUGUAUAAUUGAUUUAUAUAUUAAUGCUGCUUUGAGAAUCUUCAGCAGUUGUUUACAGUAUAUCAAAAAAUAUUAAGGAUUAUUUUUCUAACAGUCAAUCGAUAUACAAUUUUUUCUUGUUGGUACAUGUAGGUAGAUAUGUAACGAUAAUCAAAGCUGUGCUCAGACAAAGACUUCAAUGGCAUUCCACAUUUUUGUUGUCAUGUUCGUUAUCUUUAAAAAUAGAAUGAAAAAACAAAAUCUGCCUUACAUUUUUUAGAUUUUGGAUGACAUGUUUCAUUUUGACAUUUUACUUAUUUUUUGAUAAUUUUUUUUAUUGAGUGUUAUUCUACAUACAUUUCUUUUCUAACACACAUACACAUGGCUUUGAUAAGUCUUAAAUGACCGGGCAUUGCUUUUAUAGAUUUUUAAAGAAUCUGCUGAAAAUAAUUUGUAUUAAUGAAGUAUGAUAACAGAUGGAUGUACAUGUAUAAUAAAUAAGUAAUUCAUACAAUUAUACAAUUGAGCAGUUUCAGCAUGAAUAAAAAUAUUUGAUCAUUAUAUAUGCAUGUACAUGUAUUCAAACAUUAAUAGUCAAAUCUUAGUUAACCAAUCUACUUUUCUAUUUUAGAUGGAUUGUCUCCAAUAUAUUUAUUUCUAAAAUAUUUCAUUGUGUUUUCAUAUUGCUAUUUUGUUAUUUUUUUGCCUGUGUGUUCUAGAUUCUUUUAGAACUUAGUUUUUAUUAACAUUAAUGAAAGAAUAAAUCUAUGUACCAGCAAUAUUAGGAUGAAAUUGUGUUGAACAGGGUUACUUUUAUUAGUUUUGACUAUGCUCUAGCAGGGAUCGACUUUAGCAAUCGAUUUACCAAUUUAGGAAAGAUUCACGUUCUAAUUUUCCUGUCUAUAUGACCAGAAGCUAAUACCUAACUUGACCAAAUCUAUAUUUAUUUAAAAAUAAUCAAGCAGCUCAGGCAAGAUCACUACAUGUCUUCAAAUUUCAAGAUUAUAUUGAAAAUCUAAAUCUUUGAGAAAUGUCAAAAGAUACAAAAUUACUGUUAUCAUACUUUGUGUUUUCCCAAACUCUAAAUUUGUUUAGACUAUAGACAUUAUUAUUAUGGUCCAAAUCUAUUUCUGUAGUGAUAUUGAUAAACUUUGGAAUAUCGACCUGUUAUGUUGUAGUUGAUCAUGUAUUGAAUAAAUCAUGUAUAUUGACUUGGUUUUAUAAAUCAUUA